Camelina sativa (false flax) is the source of this 1404-nucleotide messenger RNA. RefSeq names its product F-box protein AUF1. The record is from RefSeq and is a predicted model, not a curated record. Lineage: Eukaryota; Viridiplantae; Streptophyta; Magnoliopsida; Brassicales; Brassicaceae. Gene Ontology annotation, molecular function: protein binding.
CAUUAUACCGACGGCAAUAAUGACCCUACAUGCCGGAUAUUAAAAUAAUCAUUAUCUCCUCCUUUCCCCGUUUCCCUUAUUUAUACACAACUCUCCUCUCUCUUAUUACACACACGACUCAUUACAGAACACACAGAACACAGAAACAAAAGUGAGACAGCACAGAACUCUCUCUAACUAAUCCCGAAAGGUUUCAAAAGGGUAUUUUAGUCAAACCAUCAUGGACGCUUUUGAUGCGAUUCCAGAUCCUGUGGUCAUCGACAUUUUAAACAAAGUCGGUGACGUCAAAACGUUGAUACGGUGCCGUUCCGUUUCUAAACGAUUCAACUCGUUAGCCACUCAGUCCGACUCGCUCCUUCUCCAGCUCGAUCAGAUCCUCGGAACCACCGAUUCUGACCCCGAGAUCGAUUCCCCGAUCGCUAGCUUUUUCCGAUCUCUGUUCAAAUCGAUUCACGGCUUCCUCCCUAUCUUCCCCAAACCAGCUGACCCGGCCGAGAUCCUAACCCGAUCUCCGAAAACUCCGGCUCAGAUUCUCGUCGGAUUUGAACGGAUCCGGAACCUUGAGGUGGAGUUAUACGGCGGCGAUGUCAAGCUAGAGAAAGGCGCCGCCGUUAAGUGGAAGGCUGAGUUCGGUAAAACACUCAAGAGCUGUGUCAUCGUUGCUUUCCGUUCCGCCACGGUUAAUACUACUCCAGCAGCUACCGCCGCCGUCGUCGUCGACGGUGCUGUGGAGUCUGAUUCUGAGUUCGUCUGUGGGUUGAAGACGCGCGUGGUGUGGACGAUCAGCGCGUUGAUGGCGGCUUCGACGCGUCAUUACCUGAUGAGAGAUUUGGUGAAAGAUCACAAGGAGAUGGAGAAAUUGACUGUGCGUGACAGAGAAGGUGAAGGUACGGUGGUGAUGGACGCUGCGGGGAUGAAAGAAUACAGAGAGACGGAGGCGCGUGAGGAUGAUAAAGGAAUUGAGCGCGUCGGGGAACGCACUGUGGUUCCUAGCGUGAGGAUGAGUAUGAGACACGCGCCGUCGCUGAUGCUUAAGAGCGGGAUUUGUCUCGAAGCCGCGACGCUUGUGGUCGUAAGGCCGAGUGGUGUAGCUUCAGAUGAUAACGACGCCGAGCUGGUGACGGAGGCUUUCGCCGGAGAUGGCGGCGAUUGUAUGUACGGGGAAGCCGUUACGGCGUUGCUCAAGCGUAGGAGGAAUGUGUUAGAGAUGAAUUCUUUCUAGAAUUUGAUUCUUUUUUUUUAAAGGCCUAAUGGGCUUUUUUGGGCUGUCGUUUGUUCGGCCUUUUUCGUAUGUAUAUAAAAAAUACGAAUCGUACAAAGCCGGUUGUACUAUUGACGUACGACUUUGGUCAAAUGACAUCAAAUCUGAAUUAUUUUUCUCUAAUAUGAUAUGAUUACCAAACA